AUGACUGAUAAACAAUAUCAAGCGUAUCAAACGUACCAACGCUUCAUUCGAAUUUGGUUAACUAUCGGUGGUUGUUGGUACAUGCCCACAAAAUCCGGCAAGCCUACAUACUACUGGCCAGUUUUUGUGCUUUGGCUAACAAUUGCGAAUACAGUGAUAAAAAUGAAUUUAAUCUACAUCUCUAGGCAUAACUUAGCACAUAUGAUGAAAUUCAUAGGAAACUCUUUAUCUACAAUUGGCUCCCUUAUCAAGAAUUAUACAUUUCUGAUUUUCUUUAAGGUGAUAAGCUUUUUGAUAAAUCGCGGCUCCUUGAUAAAGUAUCACCAGACGCUAAAUGAGUCCUUUGAGGAGGAGCUUAUGCAAAACAAGAAAAUCCGGACUAUGAUAUUGUCAUCUCAGCGUAAAAUUUACAUUGUGACGUAUACAUAUAUCACCAUUAUAACUGCAUUUGUGCUUAUGGCUUAUAUGUUUCCAUAUAUCUACAUAAUUCGCGAUCUUUGCCACUUACGUUUGACUACGAAUUACACUUUGCCGAUGAGUAAGGGGUAUGGAUACUUCUGGCCCGUUCCCGACAAUUUUUUGUAUCAUUUUUAUUUGCUUAUCAAGACGAUUUUGGUGAUGCUCGCUGUCACCACUUCGACUGGCGUCGACAGUAUUUUUGGCCUUUAUGUCUAUCAAUUCGUCUCGACGCUUCGUUUUAUGACUUUCAGACUCUCGAAUUUGUCCAUUGAAAGUUUUUCAGAUCAGUUAAGAACGUGCAUAAAGAAACAUCAGAAGUUACUGCAAUGCCGCAACACGCUAGAACACAUCUAUGGACCCAUCAUUCUUUGGCACAUUAUUACCAAUGCUGUGCUUAUUUGCACAUUGAUAUACGAGAUGAUGCAAGUACGUAAAUAGCAUAUUAAUGCAAAAACUGGCACUUAAUCUUUUAAUCAACUGUAUAUUAUGUAUAUGCAAUCAAUUCUUUAAUAUAAUAUUAUAUAAUUAUUAAUGUUUGCAACAGUCUUCGAAUUUUAAUCUUCGCAACUUGUUUGUAUUUCUAAUAUACACUUCAAUAAAGCUGUUUCAAAUGUUUAUAUACGCAUGGUGCGGCACCAUUCUUACAAAUGCAGUAAGUUUUACUGAUUUGAUAAAGCAAUUAUUAUAACAGAAAAUAAAUCGUUUUAUAUUAUCUAGAGUGAUAAUUUCCGUAAUGGAAUAUACUUUGGUAAAUGGCAUAAUUCGAAUCUCGAUCAUCACGUAAGAGUAAAUGUUAUUUUGAUGCUGAUGCAAAAACCAAUGACUAUAUAUGCAAUUUUCUCACCCGUCGAUGUAGUCUUAUUCGGUAAUGUAAGUUUUUUAAUUAUAAUCACCCGUGUAAGUCUGAGUAAACUUUAACUGUUAAAUCAUUCAGUUUUAUCGCG
This is a messenger RNA of Monomorium pharaonis (pharaoh ant), 1403 nucleotides long. RefSeq lists its product as uncharacterized. Gene Ontology annotation, molecular function: olfactory receptor activity; odorant binding. The coding region runs from base 1 to 897 and encodes 298 amino acids. The transcript is spliced from 2 exons. The record is from RefSeq and is a predicted model, not a curated record. Gene Ontology annotation, cellular component: plasma membrane. Lineage: Eukaryota; Metazoa; Arthropoda; Insecta; Hymenoptera; Formicidae. Gene Ontology annotation, biological process: sensory perception of smell; detection of chemical stimulus involved in sensory perception of smell.